GAGGUCGCCCCUCUCCUCCCACCCCCUCGUCUCCUCCAAGAUGGCGAGCGGCGGCGGCAGCGGCGGCGGCGGGGUGUCGGUGCCCGCGCUGUGGAGUGAGGUGAACCGUUACGGCCAGAACGGCGACUUCACGCGUGCCCUCAAGACCGUCAACAAGAUAUUGCAGAUUAACAAGGAUGAUGUCACCGCCCUGCACUGUAAAGUUGUUUGCCUUAUCCAGAAUGGAAGUUUCAAAGAAGCCUUGAAUGUCAUCAAUACUCACACCAAAGUGUUAGCCAAUAACUCUCUCUCCUUUGAGAAGGCAUAUUGCGAGUACAGGCUGAACAGAAUUGAAAAUGCCUUGAAGACAAUAGAAAGUGCCAACCAGCAGACAGACAAACUAAAGGAGCUUUAUGGACAAGUGCUGUACCGCCUGGAGCGCUAUGACGAGUGCUUGGCCGUCUAUAGAGACCUUGUCCGGAACUCCCAGGACGAUUAUGACGAGGAAAGGAAAACCAACCUUUCUGCAGUUGUCGCAGCUCAGAGCAAUUGGGAAAAAGUGGUUCCGGAGAACUUGGGUCUCCAGGAAGGCACACAUGAGCUCUGUUACAAUGCUGCCUGCGCGCUGAUAGGGCAAGGCCAGCUGAGCCAGGCCAUGAAAACCCUACAGAAGGCUGAAGAUCUUUGUCGCCGUUCAUUUUCAGAAGAUUCUGAUGGGGCUGAGGAAGACCCACAGGCAGAACUGGCCAUCAUUCAUGGUCAAAUGGCGUAUAUCCUGCAGCUUCAGGGUCGCACAGAGGAGGCCCUGCAGCUUUACAAUCAGAUCAUCAAACUGAAGCCAACAGAUGUGGCACUACUUGCUGUAAUCGCAAAUAACAUCAUUACCAUUAAUAAGGAUCAAAAUGUCUUUGACUCCAAGAAGAAAGUGAAAUUAACCAAUGCAGAAGGAGUAGAGUUCAAGCUUUCAAAGAGACAACUACAAGCCAUAGAGUUUAACAAAGCUUUGCUGGCUAUGUAUACAAACCAGGCAGAACAAUGCCGAAAAAUAUCUGCCAGCUUGCAGUCCCAGAGUCCUGAGCGUCUCUUGCCUGUGUUAAUCCAAGCUGCCCAGCUCUGCCGUGAAAAGCAACAUACAAAAGCAAUAGAGCUGCUUCAGGAAUUUUCUGAUCAACAUCCAGAAAAUGCAGCCGAAAUCAAGCUUACCAUGGCGCAGCUGAAAAUUUCCCAAGGGAACAUUUCCAAAGCCUGUCUAAUAUUGAGAAGCAUAGAGGAGUUAAAGCAUAAACCAGGCAUGGUAUCUGCGUUAGUAACCAUGUACAGCCACGAGGAAGAUAUUGAUAGUGCCAUUGAAGUCUUCACACAAGCUAUCCAGUGGUAUCAAAGCCAUCAGCCCAAAUCCCCUGCUCAUUUGUCCUUGAUAAGAGAAGCUGCAAACUUCAAGCUCAAAUAUGGACGAAAGAAGGAGGCAGUUAGUGACCUAGAGCAGCUGUGGAAGCAAAAUUCAAAAGAUAUUCACACACUAGCGCAGCUUAUUUCUGCUUACUCGCUUGUGGAUCCUGAGAAAGCAAAGGCUCUUAGUAAACACUUGCCCUCAUCGGACAGCAUGUCUCUAAAAGUGGAUGUCGAGGCUCUUGAGAAUUCUCCUGGUGCUACAUACAUUCGGAAGAAGGGCGGAAAAGUUACCGGAGAUAAUCAGCCAAAGGAACAAGGACAGGGAGAUUUGAAAAAGAAGAAGAAGAAAAAGAAAGGAAAACUGCCUAAGAAUUAUGACCCAAAAGUUACCCCAGAUCCAGAAAGAUGGCUACCCAUGCGAGAACGUUCUUACUACCGAGGAAGAAAGAAGGGUAAAAAGAAGGACCAGAUUGGAAAAGGAACGCAAGGAGCGGCUGCAGGAGCCUCCUCCGAACUGGAUGCCAGUAAAACUGUUAGCAGCCCCCCCACCUCCCCACGGCCUGGCAGUGCGGCAACGCUGUCCUCCUCUACAAGCAACAUCGUACCCCCAAGACACCAGAAACCCGCGGGGGCCCCAGCAACCAAAAAGAAACAGCAACAGAAGAAGAAGAAAGGCGGCAAAAGCGGCUGGUGAAGGCAGUGCACUUGUUGCGGGCUGUUGUAGUCCGCUGUCAGUGACCUUAGGAACAUAAGAAAGGUAACACAGCAAGAAGCACAGCGCUCCUCCUCCAUCCCCAUUGUCCUGAAAUGACUUCCUCUGCUUCGGAUGGGAAAACGUUCUCCUCAAACUGCCUAAGCAGAUUUGGCCUCCUUGUACCAAAUAGCUUUACAGAAGACUGAAGACAACCGAGCCUAAGGCACGUUAUCUAAGGUUUCCCAGGGUUUAAAUGGAAAAUGUUUCUCCUGUUUCAACUAGUGUGAAGAUAUGUGUUCCUAUUCAAGUCUCACCUUAAAUUAUGUCUUAGGAGGCUAAAGGUGGAAUCUUCUGAGCAUUCCAAGUAUUUGUUUAGAGCUAUCAUGUGAUGAAAAGGGAUCUUAGUAAUACGUGGCCAGAAAGACUCAAUGUCUAAAAUAAUUUUAACCCUAAAUUCUCUGUCUGCUGGAAUUGGGACUCUUUCACAUGUAUGUGUAUGUGAACAUCCGACUUCUUUGUACCCUUGCCAUUUCAUUUUCAGAUUAUGUUACCAUACUGAUUUAGUUCCACUGAAGACCACAAGAAAAUAUAUCAAUGUUGCAAGUAGUUGAUGCUUAGACCCAGUAUUCUGAGGGCAAAUGGGUUUGGGCCUCUUAACCAGAACACUUAAUGGCCACUAUCAAGAACAUAAACUUUGACUUCUUUAUUUUAAGAAGAAACACUACCAGGUGGUAUUGAAAUUCACAAGAGCAUUUGGCCCAGUUAGUACUCAGAUGGCUCCCCUUUCUGGUCGUGGGACAUGGCCUUUCAUUAUCUUUUUCAAAGUACCGUGGUUUGCAGUCACUUUGUGGUGUAAAUGUCGCUCUUGUCUUUAUUGCUAGCGCCCACUUUCCUACUCAGACAGCUGUGAGACACACCUGGGGUGUCUCCCAUGGUUAGUGUUUGUUUACGCCAUCCGGGCUAUCAUUUAUUUCACACUUCUAUUUCCUGUGAUCAGAUUACUCGGUCCUUGUUAAUAAAAGUGCUGCUGUGUUUGAGCAUCA
Molecule: messenger RNA, 3108 nt
Organism: Peromyscus maniculatus bairdii (prairie deer mouse)
Lineage: Eukaryota; Metazoa; Chordata; Mammalia; Rodentia; Cricetidae
Gene: Srp72
Product: signal recognition particle 72
Biological process (GO): SRP-dependent cotranslational protein targeting to membrane
Cellular component (GO): signal recognition particle, endoplasmic reticulum targeting
Molecular function (GO): 7S RNA binding; protein binding; ribosome binding
Source: RefSeq, a predicted model, not a curated record